UAGACACGCCCCUAAAAUGGCGUAUGAGUUGCGACCAAGGAAACCCACUGCAAGUUCUGGCGUUGUGCCUGAAAACGUAGAUAGAGAGCACACUAAUUCCAUCAAAUAUGAGUCAAGAAAGCCGGGAAAGAAAGAAAAGGAGAAUGAUGAUGUACAAACUCAGACCUCUGUAUCAGCUCAGAAAUCUGUUAGUAUGAAUGUUCAGUCGAACAAAUGGGAUACCAACAAACAUACAACAGGGGUUGGUAGCUCUGCUAGCGAUUCAACUAAUGGAACAACUGCAUCGUCUGGGGAAGAAUCACCAAGGAAACUGAUGAUCAUGCCACCACCAAGGAAGCCGAUGAUCAUGCCACCACCAAGGAAACCGAUGAUCAUGCCACCACCAAGGAAACUGAUGAUCAUGCCAUCACCAAGGAAACUGAUGAUCAUGCUAAGUGUGCCGAUCAUCAUACUGGCUGUCACAUUGUGGUUUGUAUGGCCGGAUUCUGCUGUUAUGACUAGUGAACGAAUACCUAAGAAUCGAACAUCUACUGACGAUUUUAUAAAACAUUUCCAGGAACUUCAGCAGUCAUUUCCUAGCCAAACUGGAAGAUUUUGGAAGACUGUUUCAUCUAGAUCCAGGAGACAUCUUUCUUCGAUGCCACCAAAACGUCCCCUGGUGUUUAUGAUAGCAGCAGAUUCGCAAACAGCUGGAACAAGCCAGUGCUUCGCCCAACGUCUUGGUCAUGCUCUUGAUUUGUCCAAACCACGACUGCUGAAUGGGUCAGUGUUUCAAGGUGCAAAUGGUGGUGAUGUCAAACUCAAGCUAGACACGACUCUUAGGCAAUACUUUGAUAACAACCUUGCAGGAACAGUUAUUAUCGAUCACAUCGAAUUGCUUCCACCUUUGUCGCCAUUUCUUUUUUACUCAUACUGUGACAAUGACAAUGCUGUCUAUCCAUAUGCGACCAUUAUCUUUGUUACUCAUAUGCAGAUUGACAUGAGUAGCCUCGAUCAUGUCGAAGCAGAGACGGCAGUCGAACAUUUUCUCAGUAAGGAGGUAUGGAGAGAUAACCCUCCUUACGAUCCCAGUGCUGUGGCUGCACUCUUAUCUCGAAUAACAGACACUGUGCUGAUUCCAAAGACGGAAUUACUAGAAAUAUGCUAAGUGCGACUGCUUCUUUUGUAACAAGUCUGUAAGCAAUUUUUUUGUAAACGUUGAAUGCGUGACCACUAUCUUAAUUAACUGCUGAGCCUUCUGAAAGGUAUGGUCUGUGAGUCAUAUGUGUUGCUGUAUUAGUCUCGUGUAUAUGUCCAUAUGGGUAUGCAGUCCA
This is a messenger RNA of Corticium candelabrum, 1313 nucleotides long. Its product is annotated as torsin-1A-interacting protein 2-like. Gene Ontology annotation, molecular function: ATPase activator activity. Gene Ontology annotation, cellular component: membrane. The transcript is spliced from 4 exons. Gene Ontology annotation, biological process: membrane organization. The coding region runs from base 17 to 1147 and encodes 376 amino acids. The record is from RefSeq and is a predicted model, not a curated record. Lineage: Eukaryota; Metazoa; Porifera; Homoscleromorpha; Homosclerophorida; Plakinidae.